Molecule: messenger RNA, 1497 nt
Organism: Pieris macdunnoughi
Lineage: Eukaryota; Metazoa; Arthropoda; Insecta; Lepidoptera; Pieridae
Source: the annotation of a GenBank genome assembly
AUGUGCGAAUAUCUCGCACAAACCCGCAGGCGCCUACUGGAGCAGGGGGUCUUAACAUCGCCGUUAUCUAGCGAUGAACACAAUGCGCUCGCUGAGGCGAGACGAGCGCAUAAUCUCUCUCUACGCCGCCCGCCGCCGCAGGACUUUUACGAGGACGCCGCCGGGACGGCGCCCAAGCGCGUGUGCGCACUGACGACGCCGCCAAAAACCGAGACUCAACAUUUGAUGCCGCCGCAACCGCAGGCGCCGUUGUCUCAAAGAGACCCGCGCCGUCGUCGCCUGGCGGAUGCGCCCAUGGGCAUGACGCCCACCAUGGCGCCCCCCGCACCCCAUCAAGUGGCGGCUCAAACGGAGCCGCAGGUCACGGCGGACACGGAUUUAUCGACGACCGCCCCGCCCAUGGGCACGACGCCCACCACGGUGCCUCCCGCACCCCCACAAGCGACGGUUCAGUCGACGCCGCAAGACGCGGCGAACUCAUACGCCGCGAUGACCGCCUCGCCGGCAGUAGCCCGCCGGCCCCCCCUCGCACCCCUGCCCCCCGCCGCAUCGAAGCCGAAAUAUCCGCCGUUUGUGAUCGAGUCCCUCCCUGACUGGACGGUGCAUGUCAGGGAGAUGAAAAAAAGGCUCGGGCGCACGGUCAACGGCGGUUUUUGGGAGGGGCUGAAAAAUCAUCCCAGAAGACGAGGAAGAGUACCGUGUGGUGCAGCGCCUGUGGAGGUGGGGGAGGGACACCACGCCACAGAUUGCCCCCUGCCAAAGGGGCAACGCCGAAGUGCGUCAACUGAAGGGGCGCACCCGGCAAACCACAGCACGUGCCCUGUGCUAAAGGAGGAGGCGCGCAAUAAGCGCGCAGGCACAGUGGCACACACCACACGGGGCAUGGGCGCCUCGAAGGCGCGCGGCGCACAUGGCGCGCCUGGCGCGCCUGGCGCACCUGGCGCAAGUGGCGCGCGGGGCGCGCGUGGUGCGCAUGGCGCGCAGAGCGCGCGUGACGCGCAUGGCGCGCAUGGCGCACAUGGCGCUUCUGCCCCUGCACCCGCAAAGCAUGGAGACGAGCCGCGCACGCAAGCGCAGGCUGAGCCGCGCGCCCAUGGGCAGCACGUUUCGUACCAUCGAGAUGUAGACAUCAUCUCCUACCCUGCGGAGCCCCUGCGAGGUCAGCGCAGGCGCCCCAGAGGUGGGAGAGGUCGGGGGGGGUUGAAACCCCCCGCCCCCCCGCGCGCGGAGUUUUCUGCGCAAGCUGAGGCUGGCCCCAGUAGGGCCGCCGCCGACUCCGCUCCAGCCGAUGGAGCCACCAGAGCCGCCGGACAGCGAGCCGCACGCCCCCACAGUGGGGGCCCACUGGGGGGCCUAACGCCUCCCAUUGAGGCGGCGAUCGCAGCAGCGGUUGACAGGGCGGUCAACGAAUUAAUGGGCGCCCUAUACCCGCCCCCGUCCGAUCAUCAUGCAGGACGCCGGGGGCGCAGUCGAGGCGUAAGAAAACAAAGAAGAUGA